AUGGCGGCCAACUUUAUCGGAGCGCUCAUCAGCCUCACCUCCAAGUCGGAGGUGCGCUACCAAGGCAGAUUAGCCUCUCUAUCUUCCGAAGAAGCGACAAUCUCGUUGGAACACGUGAAAGCCUGCGGAACAGAGGGUCGAUUGGCCGCUCAAGGUAGGCCUCAGGAUGAGAUGCCAGCUUCGGAUGGAACGUACGAGUUCAUCGUCUUUAGAGCGGCAGAUGUCAAGGACUUGAGAAUCGACGAUCCUAACCCCAUCAAGGCUCAACCUGAUGCCCCUCCCGCUUUUGUCGAUCCUGCAAUUCAAAGUUCAUCUCAACGACCGCCAGCGCCACAGCAGGCAUCCGCUGCUAGUGCUGCCACUGCGCCGGCGUCCGCACCCAAAGCGACAAUUGCUCCAGCCGCUGCUCCCGUACCCGUGCCCUCCGUCGCAUCUGCUGCCCCAGCAAUCGCUACGACGACCAAUGGACUCGCUUCGUCCAUGGCCAACCUUUCAGUAAAUUCUGCAGCUCAAAAAGGAUCGUAUGCCCCGGCAUCUGCUGCUUCCAAGCCAAGCACGACUGCUCGAACGGGUCUAGCAAGCGGGACGACGCCUUCCAAUCUGCCAGCCAUUCCUCACGCCGCAGCAGCCGCUGCUCGUCAACAACAAUCCGUCGAAGGCACGAAUGGGAAGAAUGCAGCGCGAGCCACUUCUCCGCGCAAUCAGAGAAAUGCAUCUCGCGCAGGUGCAGGAGCAAGUGGUAGAUCGGUAUUCGACAACCGUUCGCCCAUCGCUGUACCGGAUGCGGAUUUCGACUUUGCAGCAGCCAAUGCCAAGUUUGAAAAGGAUCGAGCAGCUGCCGCAUUGUCCCCCAAGGUGGACAGUGUGGGACUUUUGACCGAUGGCGUCGUCCAUGGAAAUGAAAGGGGGGGAGGAGCAGGAUCACUGGACUCCAUCCCGCCACCUCCUGCAGAGCCAAAGAGCUUUUACGAUAAAUCUACCAGCUUCUUCGAUUCGAUCUCUAGCGAGGUCAAGGAGCGCUACGAAAGGGUUCCGGGCGCUGCGGGUGCAGGUGCAAGAAACGCUUCGUCCGGCGCGGGAGAGAGCAGAGGCGGGGCUCAUGAAGGAGUCGGAGGCGGUAGAGGUAGGGGAACCGCGAGAGCCAACAGAUUGGCAGAGGAGCGUCUGAAUCUGAGCACUUUUGGAGAAGUGGGAUCGGCGCCGAGAGGUGGAAGAGGUGGGAGGGGUGGAAAAGGAAGGGGAAGAGGUAGAGGUAGGGGACAAGGAAGAGGAAGAGGCGCGCCUCCUCCUGCUCAUUUUGCCUAG
Molecule: messenger RNA, 1305 nt
Organism: Ceraceosorus guamensis
Lineage: Eukaryota; Fungi; Basidiomycota; Exobasidiomycetes; Ceraceosorales; Ceraceosoraceae
Exons: 2
Coding region: 1-1305 (434 amino acids)
Biological process (GO): cytoplasmic stress granule assembly; P-body assembly
Cellular component (GO): P-body
Molecular function (GO): mRNA binding
Source: RefSeq, a predicted model, not a curated record